CACACCAAGGACCACGCUCACAGACCGACCCCAUCCAGCGAGAGAUCCACCAUCGACACGCUCAAUGAAUACAAGCACGGCGUCAAUACUCGAGAAGUCCUCACCGAAGUCAUCGAUCGCAUUCUGAUGGAUCUCCUCAUGGGAAUUGGGGCCCUUCUCGUGGGAAUCGGCACCCUGCUCGCGAUCUGGGGCGCCGACCGGACCAUCUACCGCGCCAGUAAUCUAUUGUCGGGGUACGUGGGCAAUGGGCUGGCUGCUGGCUUCGGCCUCGUCAAUGCGAUCUGGUCAGCAUAUCUGGUGUGGCGGUUCCAGCGGUGCUGGACGGCGUGCGCUGCCUCGGCGGAGCCCUGUGCGACGGACGAGAAUCAAACUCGCCGGCUGCAACACGAGCUGCCGGCCUCGCUGAAGAACAAGGUCCGUGCUCGCAUGCGGGCCCUGCAGCUCCAUGCCGUGGUCAACGGGGUCAACGGCGUGGUGGCUGGUGCGGCGAGCAUGGUCACGGCGACCAUGUGGUACGGGUACGUGGUCCUGGUGCCGUGCAUUGUGAGUCUGAUCCUCCUGAAUGUGUUCUGGAGAGCAAGACUGGGCUACGACCGAUCAUUGGGGACCUUCUCCACCGGGCUCGACUCGGAGUUGUGCACCACUGCCACUGCCACGGCUGCAAAUACCGUCCGCACCACCAUCCCAGAAGACGACUCCUCCGCAGAUCACCCCGAGGGUCAAUCUCACCCCUCAUUUCCAACCGCACCCUCACCUUUCCCCUCUCCCGAUGCACUCGCUCAUCACAAGGAAGAUGUGGAUCCCGACAAGCCCAACGAAGACGCCCUCUCCAUCCUCCUCACCGAGCUCGCCUACGUCAGCGAAAUGCAUCGUGCCCUGCUCCACACCACCGAACUUCCGAAUCCUGGCGCUGACGACAGCAGCCACCAAGAAACCAAGAUCCUCCGAACGCUCCAGCUCCCGGGGAUCACAACCCUCACCGCCACCACCCUCCUCGCCUUCAUUAUCCACCACAACCUCUGGGAGAGUUUCUGCGUCUGGCUCAUUGACAGCCAGAGCCAAGGCCCGUCCUUCUCCGAAAGGGUGUGGGAUCUUCUCCGCUUCCGCAGACGUCCAUCACCCACGACCAAAACGACCGAGGAAGAACUAGACACCAUCCUGGGGCUGGGGACAGACACAAGCCCCAAUGCCGUCGCCCCUCGAUCCACGUCCACAGGCUCCUCAGGAGGAGGAGGAGCGGAGAAAGCUGCUCCCGUGGUAGCAGCUGAAGUGACCCUCCACCCGGAUGACCUCCUCACCCGCUGCACGGAUCAGACCCUCCUCGUCCGCAAGAUGAAGGCCUUUCUCGUCGGGAACGUGACCAGGUGCUUCGCCUACCGCGAGCGGUAUCUGCUGGAGAUGGUGGGCUACGCCAUCUGGAAGGAGUCUCUCGCCCCUUCCGCGGCGGGUGAUUGAGAACGGCUCCCCAAAGAAGUCGGGACGGACGGUCAUUCGAUAUGACCAGAGCCUUCUCGACUAUUG
Aspergillus japonicus CBS 114.51 is the source of this 1521-nucleotide messenger RNA. RefSeq lists its product as uncharacterized. The record is from RefSeq and is a predicted model, not a curated record. The annotation marks the transcript as partial. NCBI's taxonomy places the organism in Eukaryota, Fungi, Ascomycota, Eurotiomycetes, Eurotiales, Aspergillaceae. The transcript has a single exon.